This is a messenger RNA of Maniola jurtina (meadow brown), 4412 nucleotides long. RefSeq names its product 1-phosphatidylinositol 4,5-bisphosphate phosphodiesterase gamma-1 (gene sl). The record is from RefSeq and is a predicted model, not a curated record. NCBI's taxonomy places the organism in Eukaryota, Metazoa, Arthropoda, Insecta, Lepidoptera, Nymphalidae. Gene Ontology annotation, biological process: phospholipid catabolic process; positive regulation of epithelial cell migration; phosphatidylinositol-mediated signaling. Gene Ontology annotation, molecular function: protein binding; phosphatidylinositol-4,5-bisphosphate phospholipase C activity; calcium ion binding. The transcript is spliced from 13 exons. The coding region runs from base 552 to 4151 and encodes 1199 amino acids.
GACUGCAUUCUCUCUCUGGAUUACUGGUCUGUGGAAAAGAAAGAGCCACAGCCAGAUAAAAAAAAGGAAGACAGAAGCAUACCAUCAUCCACCAUACUUGGAUGAAUUAUUACUCUAUGCCACCAUACCACGAAAACACACAAACUAGGUAACUACAAAGUACUGAAAAAGAAAUAAUAAUAACAGUUUUUUUUAACGUGAUUUAACAAUUCAAAUCUUAUCUGUGGUACAAUUAUUUUCAUUAAAUUAUUUGAUUUGAUAAUAAUUAAUCAAGCGCUAGACCUGUGAUCAUUUAAUUUACAAAUACACAAACAAACACUAAAUAAUGUUCCUGCUCUAGAGGUCGGACGUAAAUCGCGAAAAGGAGCACAAUGAGAUGACAAACAAUACAAAAUAAUAAAGUGUGUAUGUGAUAAAUAUUCAGUACAUAAAAUAUACUAUGAUAAUCCAUGAAAACUUGGUAGUCUCUUGAAUAAAUAAGUGCUGGGAGCCCGUUUCAUGUAGUCGCAUCUUACUCAAUUCACAAAGCAGUAAUCUGUGGACAAUUUGCGAUGAAUUCAGUGGCUAUAAACGGCGGAAAUGACCGGUUGAUCCACGAGGCAGAUCAGCUCAUAUCGUACAUCGAACGGGGCUCUACGGUGCUCAGGUUCUAUCCCAGGAAGCGACCGGAGCGUCGGAUGCUGUCCGUUCGCCGAGAAACGCAUCAAGUCAUAUGGUACAGGACUGGAGUUCCACAGCGGCAAGCGUUCGAAGGUGCAUUAGAUAUACGUGAUAUAAAAGAAGUACGUAUCGGGAAAAUUGGGAAGGAGUUCGAGAGAUGGCCCGAGGAAGCCAAGAGGGUUGAGAACAGCAAAUGUUUCUGCAUUUACUACGGGUGCGAGUUCAAAUUGCGAUCAGCUUCAUUUGCAGCUUCAACAGACAAGGAAUGUGAGGCCUGGAAACAGGGGCUAAAGUUCCUAAUAGAGGAGGCCAUAAAUGCUUCGUAUCCACUGCUUAUUGAGAGAUGGCUGAGAAAAGAGUUUUACUCCAUCGAAAAUUCGAAUGAAAAGAUAUCAUUGAAGGAAGUAAAAGCCUUUCUACCAAAGAUCAACUGCAAGAUAGCAACGAACCGGCUUAGAGACAUCUUCACGGAAAUCGACGUGAACAAGGCCGGGGAACUAUCCUUUGAUGAAUUCAAUUUGUUUUAUGAAAAGUUGGUUUACGAUGAGAAUUCCGUGAGUGAUAUCUUCAACAAAUAUUCUGCCUACUGCUCCAACGGAACAACCAUCACUCUGCGAGAGUUCCAACGCUUUCUAUUGACUGAGCAACACGACCAAAUAGGCGAGGAUGAAGUCAAGGUUUCGCAGUUCAUCAGGGACUACCUCAGGGACCCUCAGAGGGACAUCUACGAACCCUACUUUACACUUCAUGAGUUUGUGGAGAUGCUAUUUUCCAAGCAGAACUCUAUUUGGGACACAAAACAUGAUCAUGUUUCCCAGGACAUGACGAGACCUCUGUCACACUACUGGAUCUCCUCCUCACACAAUACAUAUCUAACGGGAGACCAGUUCUCGAGCGAGUCAUCGGUGGAAGCGUACGUGCGAUGCCUCAGGGCCGGCUGCAGGUGUAUAGAACUAGACUGCUGGGAUGGUCCAGACGGAACGCCCUUCAUAUACCACGGACACACAUUGACUACCAAAAUAAAAUUUAUGGACGUUCUGAGAACUAUAAAGGAGCACGCUUUCGUAGCGUCCGAUUACCCUUUGAUAUUAUCGAUAGAGGAUAACUGCUCUUUGCCUCAACAACGGCGCAUGGCGAGCGCUUUCCAAGAUGUUUUCGGCGAGAUGCUGGUGGUACAGCCCUACGAGAAGAACGAAACUGUGCUACCGUCACCGCACGAGUUGAAACGCAAAAUUAUAUUGAAGCACAAAAAACUUCCCGAAGGUGCCGAAGAGAACUCUUUCGCCGUGCGUCAGGAAGAAGGCAAGGACUUAGACCUGCGCAACACCAUAAAAAAUGGCAUUUUAUUGCUGGAAGAUCCGGUGGAUAAAGAGUGGAAUCCACACGCGUUUGUGCUUACGGAAAACAAGUUGUAUUACACGGAACACUACAACACCCCGGGCGAAACGGACAACGAUAGCGACGGGGAGCCAGAAGGAGAUAAUACCAGCGUACCCCAAGAUGAAUUACACUUUGCCGAGUGCUGGUUCCAUGGCAAAUUGGCUGGUAAUCGACAAGAGGCCGAGGACCUUUUAAGGGCCCAUUGCCAUUUGGGGGAUGGGACGUUUCUAGUGCGUGAAAGCGUAACCUUCGUUGGGGACUAUUGCCUAUCUUUCUGGCGGCAAGGCAAAGUGAACCACUGCCGGAUAAAGCUGAAGCAAGAACGGGGCAUCACUAAGUACUACCUUAUCGAUGCGGUGUGCUUCGAUAGUCUGUACAGCCUCAUCACUCAUUACAGACAGCAUCCACUUAGGAGCCAGGAGUUCCUAAUAACCCUCAAAGAGCCAGUGCCUCAGCCCAACAAACACGAGGGCAAGGAGUGGUGGCAGGCGACGUGCUCGCGCGCGCACGCCGAGGAACUGCUGCGUAAGGCCAACGCGGACGGCGCCUUCCUCGUGCGCCCUAGCGAAAAAGAGCAAGGCUCUUAUGCUAUCAGUUUUAGAACGGAAAAGGAAAUCAAACAUUGCCGUAUCAAGCAAGAAGGACGUCUAUACACAAUCGGCACUGUCAAAUUCGAAAGCCUCGUCGAACUAGUGUCAUACUACGAGAAGAACCCACUAUACAAGAAAGUCAAACUAUGGUUCCCAGUUAGCGACGACAUCGUGCGGCGAAUCAUUGCAGAGCCAGACGAUAACUCAGUGUAUGGGACGCCGGGGUACAUGGAUCCUACAUCUUUUACUUCUAAGAUAACUGUAAAGGCAUUGUACGACUACCGAGCGCGUCAGGACGAUGAGCUGUCGUUUUGCAAGCAUGCCAUCAUUACCAAUGUGGACAAGCCAGAUGAAGGCUGGUGGCGCGGCGACUACGGUGGCAAGAAACACCAUUGGUUCCCCGCCAACUAUGUGCAGGAGAUCGAGGUGCCACACAUGCCGGAUAUCUCUUGCCUGGAGAACGAAUCAGCUGCAUUGGGAUCCUUACAAAAGGGAGUUGUAGACGUUUUGGGAGCAGUGGUGGAACUUGUUUUGGUCGACGAAGGGGGAACUGCGCGGUGGAUCGUGCGUAUACAGAGCCCCGCUAUGUGUGCGCCCUUCGACAUGGCCGCGCCGACCAGGGAAAUAGCCCUCGAAUGGCUCACGGCGAUAAAAGAAGCCGCUCAAAGUGCCAGCGAAAAAUCUCGCAUGCACAAGAAAAUGGAGCGAGCGUGGAGGAUCGCCAAAGAAAUGUCCGACCUCAUAGUCUACUGCCGCUCUGUCGCCUUCAACCAAGAACGUCUCCGCAACGCUUUCAUCUGCAACGAAAUGUCGUCCUUCCCCGAAACCAAAGCCGAACGUCUGAUGUGCCAGCAGGAAACUUCUUUCUUCAUGAAAUACCACAGCGUUCAACUCAGCCGAAUUUACCCGAAAGGACAACGAAUCGAUUCAUCCAAUUAUAACCCUGUACCGUUCUGGAAUGUUGGAUCUCAGAUGGUCGCUUUGAAUUACCAGACCCCAGAUAAGGCGAUGCAGAUUAAUAUGGGCAAGUUUAAGGAGAACGGUGGGUGCGGAUAUGUUCUGAAGCCGGAGUUUAUGUUUGUGGAAGGGUACAAUCCGUAUGAUAAGAAGAGUAUCGAGCAGAAAGUUCGUCCGAUGUCUGUGAUGCUGCGUGUGAUUGCGGCGAGGCAUCUGUGCAAAUCGGGAAGGGGGACAGCCAGCCCUUUCGUCGAGGUAGAAAUAAUCGGUGCGGAGUACGACACUGGAGUCAAGCUUACCACAAAGACAGUCACAGACAACGGCAUAAACCCGAUCUGGAACGACAUCUGCGAGUUUGAAGUGGCGAACCCCGAGAUGGCAUUGAUAAGAUUCGUGGUGCAAGACGAGGACAUGUUUGGAGACCCUAAUUUCAUCGGCCAGGCUACCUACCCUCUAUUGUGUCUUCGAGCUGGUUAUCGAAGCGUGAUCUUAACCAAUGGGUAUUCUGAAGAACUUGAGUUGUCAUCUCUAUUGGUACACAUAUCUUUUACACGAGGACAUUAAAUGACAAUAGAUUACGCUUGAAUUGCAUAUUGCGGCAAAGACGUGCGGCGGUCAAAGAGUUUCUUCAAAGGCUUAGCGCCAAAAGAUAGCUGCAAUAUGAUUAUUGUAAUCAACUCUGAUUCGCCGACACUCCCAAGAAUUGAUUGCAGAAAGAAUGACAAAAAUAAAAAACCGGUCAAUGCGUGUUGGACUACGUUAUUGAUUUGCGUCGUUUUUCCAUUUACGAGUACUUUUCGAUGCUGCCGUAGCUCUUGCAUUUGC